AUGGAUCUGGAUGCACUCUAUCAUGAUGACUUCCAGUCAUCUGACCUAGAGAUCGAUGAUGAACCAGAGCAUUUCGCCUCAGCUGGCUCUCGUAGCAUCGAGACGAUGCUCAACACGGCUUUUGAGGCCCGCUGUCAGUCCAAAAUAGGGUCAAAGAAGCUCAAAUACACAGCCAAGGCCCCUGGGACUCAGUACCUUUCUGCCCUCUGGGCCAACCGCUUUCAGCUUUUCCGCGAAUCUUCUCUGGGCUGCGACCGUAAAUCAGUGCCCACAGCUGACCAGAUCAUUCGCUAUCUUUACAGUAUCCCCAUCCAGAUCCGGGGUCGAGGCGAGGGUGGAGCUGUCUCGUUUGGCUUCGUUAAGGCUGGUCUGACCUAUCUCACCAAUUGGGGUAUUUUUACGUUCGAGAACUUCCGCCUGACUCCACACGAUACCAAGCGCAUCAGCUCGGCUAUGGAGACUUUGGUCCAAGACGGCAGCUUCACACGCCAACCGACACGUGAGGAGAAGCUUUGGGUCACGAGCGACAUUGCUGCUCUCAUGAUCAAGGCAGUGCUCAGGGACGCUAUCACGAACGGCACGCUCAAUUGGGACCUUACAAUCCAGCGGGUACUCGCAGUGCUGCUCUUGUCAUCGAUUGGAGCACGAUCUGGCGAUAUUGCUCGAACAAACCGUUACAAGGGGAAACAAUAUCUCAGUUGGCAGGAUAUUACCAUCCGAGUAUGGCCCAAGGACCCUCAGCGACUCUGCGCCACCAUAUCCCUCAACUACACCAAAGGGAACAAACACAAUCCAGAUGUGCAACUCAGAUCUGAGUUUAUCGAGUUCUCUGAUCCAUCAACCAACGUCCUCUGUCCGAUCAAACUCCUCCUCAUAUACGCACUUCGCACUGGCGCUGUUGAUGCAACCUCGUGGAUCAAUCUGAGACGCGAUCUCAGCUCCAGACGGAUCCAAAAGCUGCCAUGGAAAUACCCGCAUCGUCCAGUCAUCUGCGCAUCCAUACGGCCGGGCCAGCUCGACCUCGACGAGCCAGCCGGAUCCGGCAUGAUGAUCAAGCACAUUCGGCUCGCUGCGGAGGCUGCUGGAAUUCUCAAGGCUGUCAUUCCUCACGACUUACGGCGCGGCGCGGCAUAUGAGGCGACACUUCUCAAGAAGUCGAUCCGACAUGGUGCGAACGAGGCGGCACGGAGCGUCCUAGGCCAUAGCCUGAAUUCCGCUGAGAGGAACCUCACCGCUUCUUACACUGGCCACUCAGCAGAGCCAACAUGGGCCAUGAGACUCGAGAACGACAUCACCAUUCGUGCCAACAAGAUCAUCGACGUCGCCCCAACCAGCCUCAAGCGGACCAGGGCGAGCACCGAGCUCAUUACCCGCGUCUGCGUUGAGGAGGGCCUCGAUCCAGGAAAAAAACUCGACCGCGAUAAGGCUUCCAGACAGAAACGAACCGAAACCACCACAGCGACUAGGGCAACUGACAAUAAGGACGACGCUCUGGACCGGUUCCCAAUAGACCCGGAGCUCGAGAACUACUUCCUGAAUUUACCCUCUCAGGAGGAUCGGCUCAGUUAUGGAAGCCCCUCGACCCGUCUGCCCACCCCUAGCAACCUCAGUAGCGUUUGUACGGUUGUGGCUGGCGACAGAAACAAGACCCCCGAGGAUGCCGAGGAUUUUCCUGCAGACUCAGAUAUUACAGGAUUCUUCCAGAACUUCUCAUCUCAGCAAGCACACCUGGAUGAUGAUGACGAGCUCGCCAUAAGGGAGACUGGUGUAUCUACUCUUGAUGAAACAGCCGAGCAGGAUGACGAGGCAUUGGCGUUCUGUGGUGAUGUCUUGGGAAUAGGCCGUGAGGCUUCGGUUGAGCUACCUAAUGAUAUGGACGAGGGUCUUGUCAGCGCCCUUGAGUCAGCUCCAGCCAUCAUCGAGAUGGAACCACCCAUCCUCCAGGCCAGCCCAGAUGAGUUUGCAACCUUUCUCUCUACGGUCAACAGCUACAGCUGGAAUGUUUCCCGCGAGCACAAUGCAAUCUCGCUCCCAAAGUACGCAAACUCAGUCGGAUCUAAGGACCCUCCGUCUAGAUGGAGGCAUUCUUGUCCAAAUGACGGAUGUCAGUUUACAGCCUUAAAUAACCACGAGAUGGAACGACACCUCAAGAUCUGUGAUGUCUCUAAGACUGCAGACUACAAAUUUAUCUGCAACAUCUGUCAGGCCAGGCUCAAGUCAUCUGGCUCGCUCAGGGACCAUAUCAAUGACAUCCAUAACUUUCCACCAACCUUAUGUACAGUUCAAGGCUGCACUAUCAAGACUCCAUUCACAUCCAAGUACCAGCUUCGGGUACAUAUGGAGAACGAACACUCCGGCUGGGCCAACAAGACAUGUCCAGUACCCACAUGUAACCGCGCCGAUAAGCCUUUCAACAGAUUGUUAAGGCUUGAGGAACAUAUCCGCAAGCAGCACCCGGAUUUUCCUGAAGACCAGCUCCAGGCAUAUCUCCCGGCCAAGAAACCCAAGGUUCCGCCAUAUAAACCUCAGAGGUGCUCAUAUCCUGAUUGCACAAAUAAAAACGUGCUUGAGACUCGGGCCCAGAUGCUAUCCCACCUUAACGAGGAUCUGGAAGACUUCGCAAAAAAAUACUUUUUCCAGCAGGUCACUGGUCAAGCUUUUGUCUCGACCUACCAAACCACCUUCUACAAGACCAACGGCUACGCUGAUCAGGCCUUCACGUAUCCCAUCAUCACCAACUGCCUCAACAUCGUUUCCGUUGUUCCGGGAAUGAUUCUCAUUGACACGCUUGGUCUUCAGGGCCUCUGGAUGUAUGUCCUCGCCGGCCUUGGCCAGAAGGCAGUCAAGUCCCCCACCGAAAGCAACACCAUCGUCGCCGCUUUCAUGCUAUACUCGUUCUUCUACAAUAUGGGAGGUGCCUCUAUCCCCUACCUUCUCGGAACUGAGAUUCCCAACGCAGCCCUCCGUGAGAAGACACAGUCGGUGGGAGCGGCCUGGAACGUGCUGUGGGCCUUCGCUACCAACUACUCCAUCCCUUAUAUGAUCAACGCCAUCCACUUCCAGGUUGGCUGGAUCUUUGGCAGCAUUUCGCUCCUGGCCUUGGUCGUCACCUUCCUUAUCCUCCCCGAGACCAAGGGCCGCGCUCUGGAAGAGAUCGAUGCCAUCUUCGAGGUCUCCUUCAACCCCUUCCGCCCGAGCAAGAUCCCUUGGACCGACGCCGAGCGCCGCGUCGGCCAGCUGGAGGGCGAGAAGAUGGGCCCUGGCUCAGAAUCCGGUAAGGCUGUCGACGCUUCUGAGGACCCCGAGGUCCGCCAUGUCCAAGCUUGA
Molecule: messenger RNA, 3327 nt
Organism: Thyridium curvatum
Lineage: Eukaryota; Fungi; Ascomycota; Sordariomycetes; Thyridiales; Thyridiaceae
Exons: 10
Coding region: 1-3327 (1108 amino acids)
Biological process (GO): carbohydrate transport; transmembrane transport
Cellular component (GO): membrane
Molecular function (GO): carbohydrate:proton symporter activity
Source: RefSeq, a predicted model, not a curated record